AUGAAGAAAGCAGCAAAGGAACUGAAGGAGAAAGUGAACAUCACGGUGCGACACGUGGGCAAGACAGCAGCCUUCGUCUUGAUUGAUACUGCCAAAUAUCGCGAGAAGCUGGAUGCUAUUUUGUCUGACGAGAUCAAGUUCGAGUGCCUGAUGAGGAACCCGACAGAUGACAUCAAGAGGGAGGCUGACGGAGUCAUCAGCGCAGUGAAUGUUGCGACAAACACUCUGCACCUCCCGCCCAUACAAGGAGACUACAGCCUCGGUUAUUUAUAUGGUAAUGUAAAAACCCACAAACAAGGAAACCCCCUCCGGCCGAUCAUCAGCCAGAGGCCCGCCCCUACGUACGGCUUGGCUAGACGCCUCAACCAAAUUUUGACCCCUUACGUCCCGAGUCGGUACAGCCUGCAGUCUUUGGAAGAGUUCUUAGAAGCCAUCAAGGACGCCCCUGGUACUGGGAUUAUCGCCUCGCUGGACGUGGAGUCCCUAUUUACAAAUGUGCCUGUCGACGAAACCAUAGAUAUAAUCCUUGAUUGUGUUUACAGGAAUCAGUCAACAGCGCAACUCAACAUACAGGAAGCCUCGCUCCGUACGCAGCUGGAGAUCUGCACGAAGAAGGCCACUAUCUCCACCCACUGUGGCCAGAUGUUCCGCCAAAAGGACGGCGGGGCAAUGGGCUCCCCACUGGGGGUCCUAUUUGCUAACUUUUAUGUGGGCACCAUGGAGGAACGGGUCUUCACCAGGAUGCAGCAACCCCGCAGAUAUAGACGAAUGCAGCGGCGCCUAUGGGAGGCUGUUAGAGAUAAGGCCACCACUGAUAUGGAACAGUUUCGUCACGAAAGUAGCAGUCAUAGCGUGAUGGAGAAUUCCCGAUGA
Macrobrachium nipponense is the source of this 873-nucleotide messenger RNA. RefSeq lists its product as uncharacterized. The record is from RefSeq and is a predicted model, not a curated record. The coding region runs from base 1 to 873 and encodes 290 amino acids. Lineage: Eukaryota; Metazoa; Arthropoda; Malacostraca; Decapoda; Palaemonidae. The transcript has 2 exons.